AUGCAGACACAUGCGAGCGCUGGAGGGGCCAGCACCCUGCAGAAGCUGGCCCGCGUGUUUAGGGAGAAGGCUGCUGAGGAUGCUGGCAGGAUGUUCAAGGGCGCCAAGAAGAGCAGAGAGCGCCUUGGAGUUGUGAACGAGAUUCUGACUUACUGGAGGCUGGAGGAUGCCGAUGCCACACUGGAGGACCUGGAGGAUGCCCUCAUCAGCUCCGACUUUGGACCUCAGACGGCCUUCAAGAUCGUGGAUGCGGUGCGGGAGCAGGUGAGGUCCGGCGCCCUGCGCACCCCCGAGGACAUCAAGGCCGCCCUGCGCGACUCGGUCCUGAGUCUGGUCGCCCGGCCAUCAGGCGGGUCCUCCGAGCUUGCCUUUGCGCCGGGCAGCGACGCGGCGGGCGGCGGCCCCACCGUCUACCUCAUCGUGGGCGUCAACGGCGGGGGCAAGACGACCACCAUCGGCAAGCUGGCGCACCGCUUCACCUCCCGCGGCGCGCGCGUGCUGCUGGCGGCGGGGGACACCUUCCGCGCGGCCGCCGGCGAGCAGCUGCGGCUGUGGUCCCAGCGGUCGGGCGCAGAGGUGGAGGCGGCGUCCGCCGGCGCGCGCCCCGACGCCGUGCUCUUCCGCGCCGCGCAGCGCGCGCAGCGCGAGGCCUUUGACCUGCUCCUCUGCGACUCCUCUGGCCGCCUCCACACCGACCCCGGGCUCAUGGCGGAGCUGGCCAAGUGCCGGCGCAGCCUGGCCUCGGCGCUGCCGGGCGCGCCGCACGAGGUGCUGCUGGUCCUGGACGGGACCACCGGGGUCAACAUGCUGGCCCAGGCGCGGGAGUUUGGCGCCUCCGUCGGCGUCACCGGUCUGGUGCUGACCAAGCUGGACGGCACGAGUCGGGGCGGCGCCGUGGUCUCUGUCAUCGACCAGCUGGGAGUGCCCAUCAAGCUGGUGGGCGUGGGGGAGGGGCUGGAGGACCUCCAGUUCUUCGACCCCGCCGCCUUUGUCGAUGCCUUGUUUCCCCGCGAGAGGGAGGGCGAGGAGCCGCAGGGUGGAGGAGGAGAGGCGUAG
Auxenochlorella protothecoides is the source of this 1056-nucleotide messenger RNA. RefSeq names its product Signal recognition particle receptor FtsY. Gene Ontology annotation, biological process: SRP-dependent cotranslational protein targeting to membrane. The record is from RefSeq and is a predicted model, not a curated record. Bases 1 to 1056 code for a protein of 351 amino acids. Gene Ontology annotation, cellular component: membrane. The transcript is spliced from 4 exons. NCBI's taxonomy places the organism in Eukaryota, Viridiplantae, Chlorophyta, Trebouxiophyceae, Chlorellales, Chlorellaceae. Gene Ontology annotation, molecular function: GTPase activity; ATP hydrolysis activity; GTP binding.